Halteromyces radiatus is the source of this 1573-nucleotide messenger RNA. RefSeq lists its product as uncharacterized. Gene Ontology annotation, molecular function: hexosyltransferase activity. The transcript has a single exon. NCBI's taxonomy places the organism in Eukaryota, Fungi, Mucoromycota, Mucoromycetes, Mucorales, Cunninghamellaceae. Gene Ontology annotation, biological process: glycosphingolipid biosynthetic process. The record is from RefSeq and is a predicted model, not a curated record. Bases 209 to 1435 code for a protein of 408 amino acids.
UCUUCUUCUACUUCUUUUUUAUAUAAUAAAGUAUCUCCUUUAUAUAUAUAUCAUAAUACUUUUACUCAAUUUACCCUUUUUAUCAUCUUAUUCUUUACCUUACAAAGUCAUUCAUUGUACUCCUUUUUUUUUUCUUUUUCUUUGUUUUUAUAUAUACACACACACAAACACAUAUAUAUAUAUAUGUAAUAUACCUUACAUAAAACAAAUGAACUCUAUAUUUGACUAUUUUCGGUCUCUUUUCAUCUCACAACAAUAUACAAGACUUGGUGGUAGUCCUACAACAACAGCAACAACAACAACUUAUAUACGACCAAUAAAACGCUGGCGACCAUGGACAAUUUUGAAAUGGGCUAUUAUUUUAGGUUGUAUUGGUAUUCUUACUUUUUUUAUUGUUUGUGACUUACAACUCAACAUUCGAAUCUAUUUACGAAACUGGAUCUCUCAUGCUGAUGAAGCUUAUUAUGAACAACUAGGUGGUUGUUUCAAAUCUUUACCCGAUGAUUCCCCUUACAUUCAUGGUAGUCAAGGCUAUGUAUAUGACGUGACUCCAGGCAUUGGUUUAUUGGAUGACUUUGAUUGUUAUGACUUUGCUUCUACUAUUCAACCCAUACCCAAAACUACUUUAGAUUCAUCUUCCAAACCCAUGAUUUAUCAUGCUUACUGGCGUGCUGAUCUUGCUCCUGUUGGUCCCAAACAAUUAGCAACGUUACGAUCUUUUUUCGCCACUCAAAAUGUUGAAAACUCAGUGAUCUAUCUUUGGUCAAAUGGUGAUUUGUCAAAUUCUAGUGUCAUUAAGGAUAUCAAGUCUCACGUUGGGGAUCGAUUACAAACAUUGAUAUAUGAUCCUAAAGAACUCUCAAAAGGCUCACCUAUGGAAGCAUCCCCUCAUUUGGAUUUUCAAGAUACAAGUGGUUAUUUGGAUGGUGAUCUUGUUCGAUUAUUAGUACUAUACAGGUAUGGUGGUAUGUGGUUUGAUAUGGACUCUUUGUUUAUUCGAGAUAUGUCUCCUUUAUUCGAACGAGAAUGGUUACAACAAUGGGAUUGUUUCUUACCAGAUGGAUUCCCCUUCAAUGGUGCCUUUAUGCGAUUCAACAAACAUUCUCCUUAUCUAUGUGAAAUGCUGACAGAAAUGGCAAGAGGUCCUCUUCCAAGACCAAAUACGAUCGACUGGGGUGGUUAUAUGUAUUAUCGUGUCUAUCGUCGUUUACUUCAUCAUGGUAUUCGUCCUUGGUCUGUUUUACCCUGGUGUUUCACGGAUUCCAUGGUCUGCGCUCCCUCCAACUCGAUGCCAAAUGCUUUUGUCGAAACUGAAUUCUCUGAACAUCGCCUACUACAAACAUUUGCUUAUCAUUGGCACAAUCAAUGGAAAAAAGAACCUGGAUCUCUCUUUCGCUUUUUGGAAAAUAGGCACAAGAAUGUUACUGGUUGGUGAUUUAUUGUUAUUAUUAUUUUGUAUCCAUCUCUGUCUUAUUUGUGGAAUUUUAUUAUAAUUACUCUCUCUACUAGUUAGUUUAUUAUUUUAGUUCCUUUUAUUUAUUUAUAUAUAUAUCUUUAUUACACAUAUUCUCAC